Messenger RNA from Physcomitrium patens, 2286 nucleotides. RefSeq names its product hsp70-Hsp90 organizing protein. Lineage: Eukaryota; Viridiplantae; Streptophyta; Bryopsida; Funariales; Funariaceae. Gene Ontology annotation, molecular function: Hsp90 protein binding. The record is from RefSeq and is a predicted model, not a curated record.
GGCAUUCAGCAUUUGAACUGCUCGUCGCCUCCGACUUCACAAUACUCUUUCAGGGACUCGCCAACUGACGUUGUUCGGCAUCGAUCGUGUGUCAUUUCUCGUCGGCGCUCACAACAUUUUUGCACGUAUCCGGUUGGGACACAGUCACAGAUACAGGGCGAUCAUAAGGAAAUUCAAUCAUGGCAGACGAGGCUAAGGCCAAAGGCAAUGCUGCAUUCUCGGCUGGGAAGUUCGAUGAAGCUAUAAAGCAUUUUGGGGACGCAAUAGCUCUGGCCCCAAGCAAUCAUGUCCUGUACUCUAAUCGCUCAGCUGCGUAUGCUUCUUUACAUAAGUACCAGGACGCCCUUCGGGAUGCCAAGAAGACUGUCGAGUUGAAACCUGAGUGGCCCAAAGGUUACAGCAGGUUGGGUGCUGCUUACGUGGGUCUCAGGGAUUAUGACGAAGCCAUUGCAGCGUACAAGAAAGGUCUGCAGACCGACCCAAACAACGACGGUUUGAAGUCUGGGUUGGCCGAUGCAGAGGCAGCCAAGCCACGGUCUUGGGCACCUCCUGCAGGUGAUUCACCGAUGGGAGGUGGGUCUCCUUUCGGGAACAUGUUCGGGCCCGAUGUGUGGGUGAAGCUGCAAGGCGAUCCUCGGACUCGACCCUACUUGCAGCAGCCCGACUUCGUGGCGAUGAUCAACGAUGCACAGAAGAAUCCCAGCAACGUAUCUCGCUACAUCAAUGAUCCUCGUAUGAUGCAGGUGAUUGGUGUUCUGCUGGGUGUUAAUAUUCAGACUGCACAGCCCGGGGCGGAAUUCGAAGGUGAUGACGGGCAUUCCGAAGAGGCAACGUCCCCACCAGAGAUUCGCACGGAGGAGCGGCCACGGAGUGUACCAUCAACUCAGCCUGCCCCUGCUGCUUCCUCCGAAAAAGUGCCAGAGCCAGAACCGGAACCAGUGGACGUAAACGACGAUGAGAAGGAGUUGAAAAACCGGAAGGCCCAGGCCCUGCAGGAGAAAGAAGCUGGGAAUGCGGAGUACAAGAAAAAGAACUUCGAAGCUGCUGUGCAGCACUACACCAAAGCUCUUGAAUUGUAUGGGGAAGACAUUUCCUUCAUCACAAAUCGGGCUGCAGUAUACUUAGAGAUGGGCAAGUACGAAGAGUGCAUCGCCGACUGUGAAUUGGCCGUCGAAACAGGAAGGUCAUUGCACGCCGACUACAAGCUGAUCGCGAAAGCGUUGACAAGAAAGGGUACAACCUUGGUGAAGAUGGCCAAGACUAGCAAAGACUAUGAGGCUGCUAUUGAAGUUUUCAACAAAGCUUUGACUGAGCACCGAAACCCAGAUACUCUGAAGAAGCUGAACGAGGCAGAGCGUGUUAAGAAGGAGUUAGAGCAGCGAGAAUACUAUGACCCUGCAAUAGCUGAGCAAGAGAGAGAGAAAGGGAAUGAAUACUUUAAGAAGGACCAGUAUCCAGAGGCUGUAAAACACUAUACAGAGGCUAUCAAGAGAAAUCCAUCAGAUGCAAAGGCGUACAGUAAUAGAGCAGCAUGCUACACAAAGCUGGGAGCUUUACCGGAAGGUUUGAAAGAUGCAAACAAGUGCAUAGAAUUGGACGACACGUUUGUGAAGGGAUACUCGAGGAAGGGUGCUAUUCAAUUCUUCAUGAAGGAAUACGACAAGGCUUUGGAAACUUACCAGCUUGGAUUGAAGCAUAAUGAAGGCAACCAGGAGUUGAUGGAUGGCGUUCGGAGAUGUAUGGACCAAAUCAACAAAAUGAACAGGGGUGACAUCAGCGCUGAUGAUCUUAAAGAGAAGCAGGCGAGGUCCAUGCAAGACCCUGAAAUUCAAGGCAUCUUAUCAGAUCCCGUCAUGAGACAGGUACUUACAGAUUUCCAGGAGAACCCAAAGGCUGCGCAAGAGCACAUGAAGAAUCCUAUGGUGAUGGGUAAAAUCCAAAAAUUGGUCAAUGCUGGUAUUGUGCAAGUGCGAUAGUUGGACCUUAUCUUACGUAGGUACAACUACAUAGAACAGACAAGUUAUCUCUGGUUUAGUAGUUUUAGAUGUUAAAUAUGGAUAUGCUGAUUUAUCCAUCUUGUAAGAUCGGCUGGGUUUUCGUAGCAGUGAACAUCGAUCCCAGAUUGAAGGACUGCUUGCUCAAAUUGGUCUCAAAAACUUCAUUUGAAGUCUGCCGACAUUGAGUGAAUGUGAAUUGUGAACGUCGGUGUCAGAGAAUGUUCUAGUUCUACCCAAUUUUUCAGCUUUCGUGGGUACUAUGAUCAAUCUAAACUUUUUGUUCAUGGUA